CUGUUGUUGUUAUUUCGGUGUGCUGCCUUAAUGCAAACUGUUGGAAUCAGUUCAGUAAAUACCUGUAAUAUUCUCAUCCUCACAAUCGUGACUGAGUUUUGAAGCGAGCAAGAAUAUCUUGAGGAGUUUAUCAUCUGAACUGAGAUCUGCUGCUAUGAAGAUGGAGUUUGUGAAAGAGGAGAGAGAAGAGAACAUGAGUGAACCAGAAACCUGGAGAAUAAAACAAGAGGAACCAGAAACCUGCACAAUAAAACAAGAGGAACCAGAAAUAAAACACGAGGAAACAGAAAUAAAACACGAGGAACCAGAAAUAAUACAUGAGGAACAAGGAGAUAUGGCUGUCUGGAACGAGGCAAGUGAAGAUGCAUUGAUCAGCAUGAUCCAGGAAAGGCCGGCCUUGUAUGACAUCACGGAAAAAUCUUAUUCCAACCGAUUGGUGAAAGCUGAAAUGUGGUGUGAGAUCGAAAAUAAACUUGUCAUAUCAGGUAAGAUUUUCUUUUUGGCAAUCAAGGUCUUUAGAAACUGGUUUGUUAUUUUUAAAUGGUCCAUUGUAAGAAUAAUGACGUGUGUGUGUACAAAAAUAAUUUGGUUAAUGGAAAACAGGCAGUUAUUAUAAUUAUGUGUUAGCAUCUAGUGUACGUCCAGUAGAGAAAAAAGUAAAAAUUUGGCAGUACCAAUAAUCAUGAAACUGACAAAUAAGGCAUAAUGCUUACAAAAUAUGACCUUAUCCCUCUGAGAAAGAGCUCAAGAAGCGGUGGGAUUCAUUGCGAACCCAGUACAUGCGAUAUAAGAAACAAGGACCCUCAGGAAGUUCUGGAUCUCAGAAGACUGGCAGGCAGCAAUGGAUCCUGAACCGCCUGCAGUUUCUACAGCCUCACACAAAAAGGAAUGAGAGCACUUCAAAUUUACCUAUCAGGGAAUCUUCGGCUGAUAGUGAUUCCUGUUCACCCUCAGAUGGUACCAACAGUGAGACAUGGACUGGCACCCAUGAAGAGCCCAGCUUCAUUGAGGCGGAGCUACGGCCCAGUACACCCUUGCCUGAAUCCACGAUCUGUGGAACGGAGUCUACAGCUGAGUCCACAGCCAUUAGACAGAAACCAAAUACUCCAAAGCCUCCGGGGAAGCGCAGGAAGAUGCAGGAUGAGUCCUCCAGUGAGGAGUCCACAUACUUGAUGCGAACCAUCGGCAAAACUCUGGAAAAGUUGGCAUCACAGGAAAACACCAAUGAUGCCAUCUCAGCUUUCUGCAAAAAUCUAGAACACAGAAUGCAGAGUUUGCCACCACAUGUACUGCCACAUUUCCAGCAUGAGGUUGAUGAUUGCAUUUUCAAAUAUUCAGUGGGCCACAACCAUUCACUGGAUGCAUCUGUCAAUCAGUAUACACACCUGUAAUGUGUUGCAUUGCAAAAGUGUAAUCAUGUUUGCAGUAUAUUGUAGGUUGUACAUGUACAUUUAUAAUUUAUAUUAUAGUUGUAUUAUAGGGCUUGUACAAUUCUAUUUAGAAUUUAAAGUCUCUUCUAUUUUUUAUUAUUUACCUUCUAGCAAA
Carassius gibelio (silver crucian carp) is the source of this 1545-nucleotide messenger RNA. RefSeq lists its product as uncharacterized. Bases 780 to 1391 code for a protein of 203 amino acids. NCBI's taxonomy places the organism in Eukaryota, Metazoa, Chordata, Actinopteri, Cypriniformes, Cyprinidae. The transcript has 3 exons. The record is from RefSeq and is a predicted model, not a curated record.